Momordica charantia (bitter melon) is the source of this 3190-nucleotide messenger RNA. RefSeq lists its product as uncharacterized. The record is from RefSeq and is a predicted model, not a curated record. Gene Ontology annotation, molecular function: zinc ion binding; protein binding. Lineage: Eukaryota; Viridiplantae; Streptophyta; Magnoliopsida; Cucurbitales; Cucurbitaceae.
AUUUUCUUUGUCUGAGAUACAAAAUGGAAAUGGCAUAUCUAGGGAUUAGAGCAUUCCGUACGUAAUUGAAUUCGAAGCGAUCAUUAUACUAAUAAGAAGAGGAGAUCCGGUGCCGGUACGAGGUCGGAGGCAAGGCGGCGGCGGCGGUUGGUGGCACUGCAACUGCUCGUACCCUAUCGUAUUGGUAUUCCAUUCCAUUAGCGGUGGCCGGAGGAGGAGGAGGAGGAGGAACGCAGCCGCUCUCGCCACCUUUUCCACUCUAAUUUUGCUCUGACCAGAAUUAAGGAAGGGUUGGGUCAACCACUGUCUCCUCGUCGGACUCUGAUCUCAAUUGCGGUGUUUUGGCUGAUGAUCAUUUUGUUUGUUUGUGAAAUUCUGCAUUGGCAAGAAAAUCGUCCUGCUCUUGCUUCGGUAACCUAGAAAUCUUAAGAAUUUGACGUUCAGAGACUUUUUGAUAUUUGACAAUAGUAGGUAUCAGAAACUUGUGGGAUAUUGAACAUCUCAGAUAGGUGGUGACCAUUGUUAUGAACCUAUGACUUCUAGUACAUUUGGUUUACGGCUCACUCCUUUGACUAUCGGGCCAACCCAGGAUGGUCAUGGAUGAGAAGAAAAUUAUAGCUAUUUGUCAAUCCGGCGGUGAAUUUGAGACUGGUAGAGAUGGUAUGCUUUCAUACCAUGGAGGAGAUGCCCAUGCUAUUGACGUGGAUGAUAAAAUGAAGUUUAAUGAGUUCAAGGUGGAAGUAGCAGAAAUGUUUAAUUGUAAUGUGGACACUAUGUCGAUCAAAUACUUCCUCCCUGGAAACAGGAAGACUCUCAUUACUCUCUCCAAUGACAAGGAUCUAAAGCGCAUGAUAAAGUUUCACGGAGAUUCUGUCACUGUUGAUAUUUACAUAACCAUGGAAGAAGUGGUGGCAACUGACAUCUCAAAUUUGCCUGCCAGUAGGUCAAGCAGAACAACUUUAUCAGAAACAGUGGUACCUGUUGAUGGUACUCCUCUUACUAUUAUCCAUGGUAUUGGGGACGAUAAUACUCACGYCGAUAUUCCACUUGACGGUGCACUUGAUGUUGUGGAUGACACAAACUCUGUAGUUAAUCACAUUGAUAUAGGAGGUGAUAUUACACCAAUUCUUCCUCUUCUUGGUUCAAAUGAUGAGAAGCAUGGCAAAGGUGCACAGCAGUGGCAGAAUACUAUUACUGGCGUGGGUCAAAGAUUCAGCAGCGUUCAUGAGUUUCGUGAAUCACUGCGUAAAUAUGCUAUUGCACAUCAAUUUGCAUUCAAGUACAAGAAAAAUGAUAGUCAUCGUGUGACUGUUAAAUGCAAGGCUGAAGGUUGCCCUUGGAGGAUUCAUGCAUCAAGAUUGUCAACCACUCAAUUAAUAUGUAUUAAGAAGAUGAAUUCCACACAUACAUGUGAAGGGGCAGUUAGGACUACAGGCAACCAGGCUACAAGGAGUUGGGUGGCCAGUAUUAUUAAAGAGAAACUAAAAGUUUACCCAAAUUACAAACCAAAGGAUAUUGUCAAUGACAUCAAACAAGAAUAUGGAAUACAAUUGAACUACUUCCAGGCCUGGCGUGGGAAAGAAAUAGCAAAGGAACAGCUUCAGGGUUCAUAUAAAGAAGCAUACAAUCAGUUACCUCUUUUGUGUGAGAAAAUAAUGGAGACUAAUCCAGGUAGUCUUGCCACCUGCGACACUAAAGAAGACUCAAGUUUUCACCGUCUCUUUGUCUCAUUCCAUGCCUCAUUAGGUGGUUUCCAACAGGGUUGCCGUCCUCUUAUUUUCCUUGACAGCAUUCCUUUGAAGUCAAAAUAUCAGGGAACAUUAUUGGCUGCCACAGCUGCUGAUGGUGAUGAUGGUUUUUUUCCUAUUGCUUUUUCUGUUGUUGAUACAGAAAGUGAAGAUAACUGGAGCUGGUUUCUUUUACAAUUAAAAUCAGCAUUGUCAACAUCUUGUCCUAUAACAUUUGUGGCAGAUAGACAGAAGGGUUUAACUGUUUCAAUUGCUGGUAUAUUCAAGGGCUCGUUUCAUGGCUGCUGCCUAAGAUACUUAACCGAACAACUUAUUAGAGACCUGAAAGGGCAAUUUUCUCAUGAGGUGAAGCGGCUCAUAGUUGAGGACUUCUAUACUGCUGCUUAUGCACCUAAACCAGAAAAUUUUCAGAGGUGCAUUGAAAGCAUUAAAAGCAUUUCAUUAGAGGCUUACAAUUGGAUCCUACAAAGUGAACCUCAGAAUUGGGCAAAUGCAUUCUUCGAGGGUGCUAGGUAUAACCACAUGACAUCGAACUUUGGAGAGCUGUUCUAUAGUUGGGUUUCAGAUGCGCAUGAAUUGCCCAUCACACAGAUGGUUGAUGCAAUCAGGGUUAAGAUAAUGGAGUUGAUCUAUGCACGGCGAGCAGAAUCUGACCAAUGGUUGACAAGACUAACCCCAUCCAUGGAGGAAAAGUUGGAAAAGGAAGGCCACAAGGUUCAUAGUCUUCAAGUGCUAUUAUCUGCGGGUAGCACAUUUGAAGUUCGAGGUGACUCCAUUGAAGUUGUUGACGUCGAUCACUGGGAUUGUACUUGUAAAGGGUGGCAACUUAUUGGAUUACCAUGUAGUCAUGCAAUUGCAGUCCUUGGCUGUCUUGGCCGAAGCCCUUAUGAAUUUUGCUCCCGGUAUUUCACAACUGAAAGCUAUAGAUUAACGUAUUCAGAGUCGGUACAUCCCGUUCCCCAUGUUGACGUGCCCAUGCAUAAAGGUUCUCUACAGGCCUCGGUGACAGUAACUCCUCCUCCCACGCGUCGUCCACCUGGUAGACCUACAUCAAAGAGAUAUGGAUCACCAGAGGUGAUGAAACGUCAGCUUCAAUGCAGCAGAUGCAAGGGGCUCGGGCACAACAAAUCAACCUGCAAAGAGUUUCAACAGAGUGUUUGAUAUUGAUUGUGAAAGUGGAAGGGCCAUCCGAGAGCUUCAUUGUAUAAAGGACUGGGCUGAACUUAACAAUAUACGUAGCUGUACUUAUUUGCUUCGAAAGACUGACGUUAGAUGGUAGUCUCUGUCUCUGUCUCUGUCUCUCUUAGUUGCUUUUGCUAACUUUUCAUAACAGUGAACAAUAAUUUUUAGGAAAGCAAUGAAAAUAGUAGGUAUAGGUUCUUUGAUUGGCUUCACUGAAUUAUCGACAUGGAGUAAAUAUGUUACAGUUUAAUUUAUUCUCA